UCCCGCUUUCUUCCGUCUCCGAGGAGCCAGGAUGCCUGAGGGAGGCUGUGGUACCGGAAACCUGCCACCUGGUUCCCGAGACGCGCGGGGUCGCCAGAAGUGCAAGCCUCGGCCUCUGCCACUCUCGUGCCUGCCCGGGCCGGCCCGGCCGUGGCGGGCGGCGGCUGACACGCGGGCCCAGCCACCUCCCGGACGGCCUCGGCGCUGGGACCUGUUCACAUUCCCCUGCACCCCAGGUCGGCCCGAGCGCCGGGCCGCAGGGACCUCCCCGCCGGCUCCCAGGGGGAGGCCCGGGGGCCGCCUGCGCCUCGCCGCACGCCGGCGCUAUGGAGACGGUCACGAGACGCCGGCGGCUCCGGCGCCCGCCAAUGAGAGCGCACGUCGCGGGGAGACGCGGGCGUCGCUCUUCCAAGAUGGCCGCGCGUCCGUCGCGAGCAGUCGGGCCGGGGGGAAGCCAGCGAAGCCGAGUAAAGCCGCCGCCCGGGAGAGGACUGAAGGAGCAGUUGCCGCUCUUGGCGGCGGCCAGGGCAGUUUUCGCUGCUGCUACGGCUGCUGCCAUGAGGCGAGGCUAGGGAGGACCUCACUUCCCCGGGGUGUAAUAAUGUUAACAGAGGCUAGUCUGUCCAUAUGGGGAUGGGGAAGCCUCGGCAUUGUCCUUUGCCUGAUAACCUUCGGACCCUUUGUAAUAUUUUAUUUGGCAUUUUAUAUCCUCUGCUUUGUGGGUGGGGGUUUAGUGGUUACUCUCUUGUUUGGAAAAACAAGCUCAGAGAAGCACCUAGAGCAGUGUGAACAUUCGUUUCUUCCUCCCACGUCGACUGGGGUUCCUAAGUGCUUAGAAGAAAUGAAACGGGAAGCCAGAACUAUUAAGAUUGAUAGAAGAUUGACGGGUGCCAAUAUAAUUGAUGAACCUCUCCAGCAAGUUAUCCAGUUUUCUUUGAGGGACUAUGUUCAGUAUUGGUAUUAUACACUAAGUGAUGAUGAAUCUUUUCUUCUUGAAAUUAGACAGACUCUUCAGAAUGCCAUCGUUCAGUUUGCUACUAGGUCAAAAGAAAUCGACUGGCAGCCUUAUUUUACCACACGCCUUGUGGAUGAUUUUGGCACACACCUUCGAGUAUUCAGAAAGGCUCAACAGAAAGUAACAGAGAAAGAUGAUCAAGUAAAAGGUACAGCAGAAGACCUUGUAGAAACCUUCUUUGAAGUUGAAGUGGAAAUGGAGAAGGAUGUUUGCCGUGACCUCGUGUGCACUUCUCCCAAGGAUGAAGAAGGAUUCCUAAGGGAUUUGUGUGAAGUCUUACUGUACUUGCUGCUACCUCCUGGAGACUUCCAGAACAAGAUCAUGCGAUACUUUGUCAGGGAAAUCCUUGCACGAGGAGUUCUUCUUCCAUUAAUAAAUCAACUCAGUGAUCCUGAUUAUAUUAAUCAGUAUGUCAUAUGGAUGAUCCGUGAUUCUAAUUGCAACUAUGAGGCCUUUAUGAACAUUAUUAAAUUGAGUGACAACAUUGGAGAGCUGGAAGCAGUCAGGGAUAAGGCAGCAGAAGAAUUACAGUAUCUUAGAUCGCUGGAUACAGCUGGUGAUGAUAUCAACACUAUCAAAAAUCAGAUAAAUAGCUUAUUAUUUGUAAAGAAAGUAUGUGAUUCAAGAAUACAGCGAUUGCAGUCAGGCAAAGAAAUAAAUACUGUGAAACUUGCAGCAAAUUUUGGGAAGCUUUGCACAGUCCCCUUGGACAGCAUUCUUGUAGAUAAUGUUGCACUACAAUUUUUUAUGGAUUACAUGCAGCAAACUGGAGGUCAGGCACAUCUUUUCUUCUGGAUGACAGUGGAGGGAUACCGGGUUACAGCCCAGCAACAGUUAGAGGUGUUAUUAAGUCGUCAAAGGGAUGGAAAACAUCAAACCAAGCAAACCAAAGGUCUUCUAAGAGCAGCAGCUGUUGGGAUUUAUGAACAGUAUUUAUCAGAAAAGGCAUCUCCAAGAGUUACUGUGGAUGACUAUUUAGUUGCAAAAUUAGCAGAUACUUUGAAUCAUGAAGAUCCAACCCCUGAAAUCUUUGAUGACAUUCAAAGAAAGGUGUAUGAAUUGAUGCUACGAGAUGAAAGAUUCUACCCUUCCUUCAGACAGAAUGCAUUAUAUGUACGCAUGCUAGCAGAACUGGACAUGUUGAAAGAUCCUAGUUUCCGAGGAUCCGAUGAUGGGGAUGGAGAAUCUUUUAAUGGGUCUCCUACAAGAAGCAUAAAUUUGUCUCUAGAUGACCUUUCCAGCGUGUCUUCGGAUGACUCGACCCAGCUGCACGCUUACAUUUCAGACACUGUCUAUGCUGACUGUGACCCAUAUGCUGUGGCAGGCGUUUGUAAUGAUCAUGGCAAGACCUAUGCCUUGUACGCUAUCACCGUGCAUCGGCGCAGUCUCAACAGUGAGGAGAUGUGGAAGACCUAUCGUCGCUACAGUGACUUCCAUGACUUCCACAUGAGGAUCACUGAGCAGUUUGAAAAUCUGUCAAGCAUAUUGAAGCUUCCUGGCAAAAAAACUUUUAAUAAUAUGGAUAGAGAUUUUUUAGAAAAGAGAAAAAAGGAUCUAAAUGCAUAUUUGCAGUUACUGUUAACCCCCGAGAUGAUGAAAGCAUCCCCAGCGUUGGCACACUGUGUGUGUGAUUUCCUGGAGAACAAAGCCUACAGCAAAGGGAAAGGGGACUUUGCUCGCAAGAUGGAUACUUUUGUAAAUCCUCUUCGCAAUUCUAUGAGGAACGUUUCAAAUGCUGUUAAAUCUCUUCCUGAUAGCCUGGCAGAAGGAAUGACUAAAAUGUCAGACAACAUGGGCAGAAUGUCAGAAAGAUUAGGUCAAGACAUAAAGCAAUCGUUUUUCAAGGUCCCUCCUUUAAUCCCAAAGGCUGAUUCUGAUCCUGAGCACUGUCGAGUCUCGGCUCAACUGGAUGACAAUGUGGAUGACAACAUUCCACUUAGGGUGAUGUUACUUCUCAUGGAUGAAGUAUUUGACUUAAAAGAGAGAAACCAGUGGUUGCGAAGGAAUAUCAAAAACCUGCUUCAACAGCUUAUCAGAGCCACAUAUGGUGAUACCAUUAAUAGGAAAAUAGUUGACCAUGUUGACUGGAUGACCUCACCUGAGCAAGUUGCUGACUCAGUAAAGCGUUUCAGAGAUGCGUUUUGGCCAAAUGGCAUCUUAGCAGAGGCUCUUCCAUGCAGAGAUAAAGCUAUUCGAAUGAGAACACGAGUAGCAGGAAAAACGAAAUUACUUGCAAUUAUGCCAGACGAACUGAAGCACAUUAUUGGGGCUGAGACGACACGGAAAGGCAUUCUUCGUGUUUUUGAAAUGUUCCAGCACCACCAGUUAAAUCGGAGAAUGGUUUAUGUCUUCUUGGAAGGCUUUUUAGAAACCUUAUUUCCACAGUACAAAUUCCGUGAACUUUUCAACAAACUACAUUCACGGUCUAAGCAGAUGCAGAAAUAUAAAGAAAAACUACAGACUACUCAAGCGCCUUCUUUACAGAAAAGGUGACACUUCAUUCAGUGAAGCUGGUGUUUGUUUUGUCCAGGACUAAUGGUAUGGACGGAUCUUCUGGGGCUUAACUCAUACAUGGUUGUGUCUGCACCAGUCUUAGUGUUUCAAGGUAGAUUAUUAAUACAUCCAUGAUACUGUGGUUCUUCUCAUCCUCAUCUAUAAUCUUGCCACUCCCGAGAGAGGUUUCUGUCCGAAAUGAUUUGGUGCGAGUUUUGCAACAUUGAUUGAGAGGAUCCUGCCCCCAUCUCAAGCAAGAAUGAUCUCUUCCAUUUCAAGCUGGUCAGCGUCCCCCAGCAGCGACAAAGUGCCAGAGUGUGUGUGCGAGCCGAGGAAAGCCCAACACGGAGGUUCACGGAUACAUUGUCUGCUUAGCAGUUGGAGACUGUGGUGUGUGAUGUGGAGGGAUUUGCUUUCCUAAGAAUUUCGUGGGUCUGUGUCAGCAUUUUGAUACAUGUUGAUUAGCCACGCACCGAUCUUCAGAAGUGUGACAGAGUGCCAUUAAGUGCGGAGUCAUCUGAUACCUGACUCACAGUUUUGUCACAUGAAAUAACAGAGUGUAAGAUAAAACCAGUCAAAAUAGAUUUUGAUUGACUUAUUUGUUGGAAUAAGAUUUCUGUUUUAAUUGACGGUUUUCUGCUUUAAGGGCUCUAUUUUGCUCUUAUGGUACUCUUUUUUAUAAUUUAUCUUUUGGCAUUCCGUGUACAAACAAGAAGCUUGGGGUGGCUGUCACUUCAGUUUAAAAUGACUAGCUUUAUCCUUAACAAAUUACUGAUUAUCCAGGAGAGGGUAAAAUUGUUGCAAGGACUGCCAAAUACAAUCCGUCCUUCUAAAAUAUGGAAAAGACAACAGUACUCUACUGAAAGUUAUAAUCUGAGCAUUUUAAACUGUGUGAUCCAGACAUGCCUUAGAUGACUGCAAAAAUAGCAAAUCAGAGGAUUAAUGAACUUAUUAGUCAUGUAAACAUAUAAAUUCUGAAUCCUAUUAUGGUGUACAUAUAUCAAAAUAAAUAAUGAAGACAGAACUCUAAUGUUUUUAGAAAUAUGCUCUUAUUUAUAUUUCGCAUAAUGUAAGAUUCUAUUAAAUAAAGCUAAUAGGUGAAACUCCUUGGUGUAUACAUUUAAGUCCCUAAAAUAGCUUUAUACCAUCAAAGCAAAAUAUUUUUUCCAGUUUCGAAGAUUCUGCACUUCCUGUAGUUUUCUCAUUCUCCAUUUUGUCCAUCUUGAAAGUCUUCAUAUCCCAUUUAUGCAGGAUUUCUGCACAAUUUUAAUGCUUCCAUUGAUUAGGGGUUUGAAUGUGCCACCUCUUUCUGUUUUAAAAACAUCGAACACUAAAAUCUUAAAAUAGUGAAGCUACUUUUCAGACCACUGAGCCAAGAUCCUGGUAUUCAAUGAACGUCUGGGUGCUUAAGGUAAAAAGGGACAGAGUAUUGGUAUCCCAGUUAUUUGGGAGCUUUAAGAUUGGAACAAGAUGUUUGUGUCUUGUUUUCACAUAGAUCCUACAUUCAAAGUGAAUCCUGUUAGCAGAAUUAAAGCCUUCCUUUAGAGCUUUAUGGUAGUCCUAUUUAUUGGCAGUGCUGGUGUGCAUUUGUGCUGUAUGCAUAUAUCUAGCAGGUGUUGCUGUCUGCAGAAUUACAGAAAUGAGAUCCCUUUCAGUGCAGCUUGUGGCUCUGGAGGAAGGAAAUAAUAUUUCUUCUCAGUGUGUCUUCCUGCUCCGGCCCCUCCUCAGGCUUCCGGUGCGGACAUGGGAGUCAUAUCAGUAGGAAGCCACAGCAUGGCCGUAAGUACGGUGAUUUCUGUAGAUGCCCCUGCCCAGUUCAGCAUGAAAAAGUUUCAGAGUAUUCCAGAAGUCUCAUAAGAACCUUGCGUGUCACAGGUGAGAAAACAUUUCUGUACCUCAUGAGGAACACUGCCGUCAAACCAGGGAAAGAAAGGUCGUGUGAGGUUACAUACAGAGUUUGCCCAAUGAAGUCCUGCAAGGUAACUGCAGUUAUACCAAAAAUAAUUUGAAUACAUGGAUUUUUUUUAAAAAAGAAAUUUUUGUCUAAAAGAGUGUAUAUUUCAAAAGCAGAAAUGGAUGUAGCCUGUCCAAAUGGCUUCCUGCUUAUGCACAUGCGUGGUCCCAUCUAAGACAGCCAUGGUUGUGCUAAAGUUAGAGAUGGUCCUGAGUGACUUGGUCAGGAAGUGUGUAAAAUAGUUACCCCAUGUGUCAGGUUACAGCAUACGACGUUUAAUAAACUUACUACAUUUAGUGCAUUAAUUGCAUACAUGAAUAUAAACAAGAGGCUUCUGGUAUUUGAUUUUUGAAUGUGAUUUUAAGUCAGUGGUGCCUUCAGGCAAGAACCUUCAAAAGUAAUCAUUCUUUGGGUUUUCGGACUCUCCAGGUAACAUAUAUAAACUAUUUAGAAACCAUCAUAGUUUAUUCAUCCCAAAAAUUGAUUGUAUGAUUUAAAUAUAGCACUUAAAUGAGCAUUUCCUACAAUCAGGAUGUUCAGAAUAGUUGCUGAAAACAAUUGUGCCAUUGACCGAUGGAUGCACUUAGUUAGCCUUAAUUUUUUUAAAGAAAACAGUGAAAACUUUCUUGAAUAUUUCAGUUCACUCAUUUUAUGUUUGUGCUGCUGGUGUUUGGGGGGGAAAAUCAGUAAAGUGCUACCAUAAAGUGUACCAAUUUUUUUUAAAAGAACAAUAUAAAUUUCACAAUCUGAAAUUUUAAUUUUGUGCAAUAUUUUCAUUUAGUGCAUGUGUAUUUUGAGUAAUUGUAAAAUAAAUGAAUUUUUAAUGUUUCGAGAUGUAGUUCAAACUGUCUUCUUAACCCAACAACUUACAUUCCGUUGUUGCUGCAUCCUUUUAUUUAGGACUUGUUUUAAAAGUCUUUUUUGUCACUCCUUGUAAAAUUCUUUUAUUAGUAGUAAAUUUUGCUUAUAGGAGCUUGGCUCCUGUACUACAAGGGAAAUAUAUAAAGAGCACAUUUUAGGAUUAUAAUUGUUAAAAGAUCACUUGUGCUUAUCAUUGUACAGUAAGUGUCAACUGUGUGCCUAAUUGUUCUAUCAAUACUUUCCUUCUUUAACAAAGAAGAAACAAUCAGAAUGUCGGUUAUUUUUAUUAAACUAAAAGAGAAGAUUAAAAUUUUAUUUGGUUUGCGUUAUGUUACGUCCAUUAGAAAAUACUAAUAAAGUAUUAACAAACAUUUUUGUUGA
Messenger RNA from Ochotona princeps (American pika), 6704 nucleotides. RefSeq names its product sorting nexin 13 (gene SNX13). Gene Ontology annotation, biological process: positive regulation of GTPase activity. Gene Ontology annotation, molecular function: phosphatidylinositol binding. Gene Ontology annotation, cellular component: early endosome. The transcript is spliced from 26 exons. The coding region runs from base 32 to 3508 and encodes 1158 amino acids. NCBI's taxonomy places the organism in Eukaryota, Metazoa, Chordata, Mammalia, Lagomorpha, Ochotonidae. The record is from RefSeq and is a predicted model, not a curated record.